Molecule: messenger RNA, 568 nt
Organism: Stegodyphus dumicola
Lineage: Eukaryota; Metazoa; Arthropoda; Arachnida; Araneae; Eresidae
Product: protein unc-13 homolog D-like
Cellular component (GO): secretory vesicle
Source: RefSeq, a predicted model, not a curated record
UUUCCGAGCAAGCAAAUUUGAGUACUAAAAUGUGCCGAAACAUGUUUGUGCAUUUAUUUUUGCUUUCUCUCGUGAAAUUUCUUUUUCCCAAUAUUACAUAUUUCUCAUACAAUAAAUAUAUUAAAAAAUAAAACAUGGAGAGCAAAAGUUCAGAAAAAGCUUUUAAUCUAAAGGAUAAUCAAGAGUUUCCCAUAGUUGCCUCUUCACAGAUAGAACUGGCUUGUAAGGAAACUCAAAGGAUAUUUGCUGAUGCCUUCAGCACUGUGGAAAAUUUUCUGGGGAAAUCAGCUUAUCCUUUUUCAACUCAAAAGCAACAAUUAUAUCCUUAUAUAGUAUCUUUAUGUGGUAAUCCCAAGGAUGAAGCAUAUAAAGCAAUAAAAGAUGAAGGGGCAAAAAGGAAAAUUCUGUUGCAUUUAACUGUAAAAACAGCCAAGAUUUUACAUCCAAAUUAUGAUAUUUCAAAAUUUUUUAAUGUGCAUUGCAAGCUGUGGGUUGAGCUUGGAAAACAAUUCAAAACAACAGCUAAAGAUUCAGCUUCUAAUUUGUAUUGGAAUGAAACUUUUGUUUU